Molecule: messenger RNA, 5218 nt
Organism: Onychostruthus taczanowskii (white-rumped snowfinch)
Lineage: Eukaryota; Metazoa; Chordata; Aves; Passeriformes; Passeridae
Product: serine/threonine-protein kinase pim-1-like
Biological process (GO): protein autophosphorylation
Cellular component (GO): cytoplasm
Molecular function (GO): ATP binding; protein serine/threonine kinase activity
Source: RefSeq, a predicted model, not a curated record
UUUUGUCUGAAUUUUGUGAAUUUCCUAUAUAGGACUCAUCUAGACACAGGCUUUGAGGUCCAGAAUGAGGUCAUAAAAUUAUUUCCUUAAACCCAGCUCAUGAAUGAAAACAGAUUCCACCUUUUAGGAGAAGCGUGUCUUCAUUUAAAAUACUCCUACUGCAAAACAUCAACAGUUCAACACUUUAUGAGCUUUAUGAGCUCGUGUGGUACAUUUAAGUUACAAGUAACAUUUUAUCUGGAUUUGCCUUGUGUGUGGUCCCGUUAGACAGAAUAAAACCCUCUCAUUAUAUGUAUUUUGGUCAUAUUUACAAGUUUACCAUCAUGGUCUAAGAUGAGCAUAAAGCCAUACUCAAGAUAAUCGUAAGUUAAUUAAACGCCAUGAAAACUCAAAGACACAAAAUGGGAUCACAUACACCACAGUUUAAUUUUUUCCCCCACAAACCUGUUGAAAUGUCAUUCGGAGCCCUCAUCUUUCAGCAAUGAAUUUAAACUAACAACAACUUCAGCCUAUUUACAUGCUGAAUUUUAUGCGAAUUUGAUUUUGAAGUAACUGCUUUUGAUACAAACAAGCCUAUAAAACAAAAUAAAGGUUUUUCUUAAAAUUAAAUAGUGGUUUAGGGUUUUUUUUCCGAAUUCACAGUGGUGUCUGAUAAAAAAUUACAUUGAUUUAUCCUUUUAAGUACAGGUGCAACUUUGCAGAAGUUCCUUUUGUAUCUGUGUUUGUGGGUUGAGUGUUAGAAGCCCAUUUAUGGUGCUUCUGUUAGCCUUCCUGAGAAUUUCAAGGAAAGGAGAUCUCUUCAUUUCUCCCUUUGUGUCUUUGUGCAAAAGUUGACAGAUCCACCCUCAGCCUGAGAGCGCAUUUGUUCUUUGAAUCAGCUCUGCCUUAUGGCAGCUGCUUUGCUCAGCUGCCCUGUGAGGCAGGUGAGGCAGAUGCAUUUCCUCUUUUUGCUCCUCCAUGCUGGGGCUCCACAAAGAAAAGUAAGGUUAACUGUAAAAAUACAGUUGUUAACACUAGAUUUACUUAUAUUCUCUUGCAUUUUCCCAGAAAGCUUCUAUUAGAAGUCCAUACAAAACAACAAUUUAAUGUCAAAAUUAAGUGAAAAUAUGCAACAGUAGUGAUAAUUUUGCUUACAGAAAAUUACUUACCACAGGUAAGUAAUUUAUCAUAGCUCAAGAAAACCUUAUCAGACACAAAGUUUCUGUCUCUUGUGGUGCAAAAGCUGUUUUGGGGAGUGGGUGUAAAAUCUGCCCAGUGUGAGGAUGGAGAACAUAUUGCACUGUCUGUACAUAACUGUUCUCUGCUGGAGAAGAUCCUCAAUAUUAGAAGAAAUACUAUGAUAGUGCUUUUACAUUUUUAAUAUUUUAGAAAAUCUUAAUCAGAGAACAUUUUUUUGAGGAGACUUAUUUUUCCAUAGCUGUUCUACCUUUUUGUAUAUAAAAAUUAAGCAAUCACAAUAUUAUGGAAUAUCACAAAAAAUAUUUUGUGCCCCAUCACGGAACUGAGGAAAGAUUUAGAAGAAAAACCUGAAAUUGCCAAGCUUGAUUGGUGGUCCAGUUGCAUUUUUUGAGGGGUGUGUCAUAUUCUCAUUAUGACAAUAUAUCAUCCAUCUUUCUCCUCAGAACACCAUCCAGCACUGUAGCCAAAUGUUUCAAGUAAUUUUCCUUUUGUACCUUGAGGCAGUUUGUUCCCCUGCCACCUGAACCGGGACAGGGAAAGACACGAUCCGUUUGCAGUCACAGGCAGAGGGGAUUACAGCAAAACCUCUUCAUGACUUUCCCAGUAUUGCAGAUCCAAUUGCAGACGCUUGGUGGAGCAGGAUAUCUACAAGUUGCAAUGCACAGUUAGUUCUGCGUGUGCAUAACGAACAGCUCACACUGCUGUAGGAAAAACAUAUUUUUUCACUACAACCACUUGUUUCUCUGCCUGCUCUCUGCAUAAAGGAUGAUAAGAGGACAAUGGUACAGGGAGCUCAUGUACCCUUCAGUUCCGUUCUCGCCCUCAGCUGAAGAAAGGAAAUCUGCAUAGGAGUAGCACGGCGUUUAAAAUGAACCAAAACAGUAAUUUUAAACUAGAUAUUCAGAAAAAAAACUCUUCACCGUGAGGGUGGUGAGGUGCUGGAACACCGCUGUCAGGACCUCUGGUUACUUCUCUAAUAGAAAUUGCUUUGGGUUUUUAUUUGUUUCUUCCGUUCCGCGGGGCGCGCGGCGGUUCCUCCGUUGGGUUCGCGGAGACAACGGACGAACGGCGGCUCGCUCCGGCGGCUCGGCAGCAGCAGCAGCAGCAGCAGCGGCAGCAGCGGCAGCAGCGGCAGCAGCGGCAGCAGCAGCAGCAGCGCUUCUCUCGAUCGGUUUUCCGCUCGAUUUUCCGCUCGCUCUCCGUCCCCUUCUCCGUCUAACACUCCCUCCACUCCCGUCCCGUCCCGUCCCGUCCCGUUCAGUCCGUGUUCCGCCUUUCCCAGCCCGGCUCAUGCCGCGUCCCGCAGGGCGCCCAUGGGUGGGUCGGCCCCCUGCCCGGCCAUGCCCGGCGCGCCGCGGUCUCCCAUCCGCCAGGGUGCCUCCGCACUGGCUGUGGCGCCUCUGCAAGAGCCUCUGGAAGAGUUUCUCACUCUGGUUGUGGUGGGGCAGCACCGUUCUCUGGCUCCGCUUGGCGCAGGCUCUGGCCCGGCCCCGGUCCCGAACGAAGCCCCUCCCACGGUUCCGCCCGAAGCCAAACCGUUGCCGCCCGGCUCCCAUCCCGUCACCGGGAGCUCCCCCAGGAGCUUCCCCGGUCCGAGCUCCACCGCUCGCCAGCUCGGCUAUCGGUCCCGAGCCGUCGGAGCCCGGGGCGGCUCGACAAGCAGCAGCGGCCGGGGCGUUCGGGUGCCGCGGGAAGAAUGGCGAGAGCGCGGUGCCGCCCGCACGGGUGGAGAAGCCUCCCCUGGAGCAGCUCUACCGGGAGGGCCCGCUGCUGGGCAGCGGCGGCUACGGCAGUGUUUACUCCGGGACCCGGCUCGCCGACGGCGCCCCGGUGGCCAUCAAGCGAGUGUCCCGGGAGCGCAUCUCGGAGUGGGUGCGGCUGCACAACGGCGCCCUUGUGCCCCUGGAGCUGGCGCUGCUGUGGAAGGUGUCGCGGCCUGGCUUCCGCGGUGUCGUGCGGCUCCUGGACUGGUUCGAGGUGCCCGACGGCUUCGCGCUGGUCAUGGAGCGUCCGGAGCGCUGUCAGGAGCUCUGGUGCUUCGUGGAGGAGCGGGGGUUCCUGACGGAGCCCGGCCGGGGGCUGUUCCGCCAGGUGCUGGAGGCCGUGCGGCACUGCAGCAGCCGCGGCGUCCUGCACCGCGACAUCAAGGCCGAGAACAUCCUCGUGGACCUGGCCACGGGCGAGGCGAAGCUCAUCGACUUCGGGUGCGGCACGAUCCUCCAUGACACGUUCUACACCUGGAUGUCAGGAACGCCGGAGUACAGCCCACCGGAGUGGAUCCUCUUUGGCUGCUACCGUGGCCAGCCAGCAACCAUCUGGUCCUUGGGUAUCCUGCUCUAUGACCUGGUCUGUGGCAAUCUUCCUUUCCACACCAGUGAGGACAUCAUCAGAGGCCAGCUCUUCUUCCCGCCCUGGGUGUCUCAAGAGUGCCAGCACCUUAUCAGGUGGUGUUUAUCCAAGGCUCCCACAGACCGGCCAUCCUUGGAAGACCUUUUUGAGCAUUCUUGGCUGCAGGACCCUCACGUGGACCAGGAGACAGCAGAGAUCCAUGUCCUGCACAGUAGGAUCCAGGAUCCCAGCAAGUACCAGCUGCACGCAUCUCGUGGCGCUGGAUGAAAACCCUAGAGCGUGUCCCUGUUGCCACGGCACAGAGGAGAGAGCACAGCCCAGGAGACGCUUCCACUGGUCCCCAGCGAGUUGUGCAGGGAGGGGCUCAGUGCUCCCCGUCCUAUUGGAGAAUUGGUGGCAGUGUAGUGAAGUUGAGACUGGAGAAGGGGAAACAUCCCCCUGCAGCUCAAUGGCAUCAUGAUGUCCCCGCAAGCCGAGGCACAGCUGGCAUGUUCCUCUGGAGCACGAUGUGGAGCUGGGAACACCAUCCUGGAGCUGGCCGCUGGUGGGGCAAAGCCAACUGGCUUUGGCUGUGACCCCUUCCUGGAGGACAUGCUCUGCACCCUGAGGAAAUCAAGAUGAGUCCCCAGCUGGCGCAGGGGCAGGGGGAUGCUCAUGCUCCCAGGCAUGGCAGGGCUUGGCCUGGCUUCACAUCGGAGAUUCCCUGCUUGGUGGUGAUGAGGAAUAAUUUUUCCGCUGGUCGCCAAGCUGCUUUUUGGUGGGACAGGGGAUGGAUAUUGUGGAAGGGGAGCCGGCUCCUGGCCUUGCUGACAGCUUCUACCAGCCAGCCUGUGGAUGCAUCCAUGCAUGUAGAUGGGGGCAGCAGAGGAGGAUGGGUUCCGAAGCCAUGCCCCAGCUGGUCUGCUUUGUAGGCCCUUGAGGAAGGGGUGGGUUUACGACCAGGAAAGGGGGGGGUUUUCCCCACCCAUGGAGAGGUUUAAUUCUCGCAUGGAGUGAUCAGACUCUGCCUAGGCCUGUGAUACAGUAAUAACCUUUGACACUUUUUCUCAUUUCCAGGUCUUCUUUUGAAUUGACUUUCAUGCAAUUGUUCUUUUUUUUUUUUUUCCAGGAAGAUUGCACCUGGUGCCCAGACCAGAUGGGGAAGCACCUGUACUGUCCGUGGAGUGUGUCCAGUGCCAGCAUUGCCCCUACGGGGGGACAUCCCCUUCAAGAAGGACUAGGAUGAUUUGUAGGAUCAGCUCUUCUCCUGGCAGCAGGUCUCCAGAGGCCUGACUGCCUACCCUCUUGCCAGGAAGUUUUCUCUGGCAAGUCCCUCGAUGCUCCUUCCCUCCAAGCCGUUGCUUUCCCUCCAGAGGAGCUCUUCUUCUGCCACACCAAGCAAGGUGUGCCAUGGAGAGCAGGAGACUAGGAAAGCUGGCAGCGGCUGGGAUGAGGAGAGUAGAAAGAAACAGCAGCAGACUUCAGAGGGAAAAGGAAGUGAGGCUUCCUCACUAUAUUCCAGUGGUGGGGAAAUGAAGAAGGGGUCACUGGAAUUGCCUUUGAUCCCCCCAAUACAGAAGGCAGGAAUUCCCUGUGUUGGCAGUGCUGCUGGGUCUGUGCCCAGAUCUCUCCGGCUGGAUUUGCAGGAGUCCCGGGAGAUGAGGCCAAGACCCGGCACCAUAAGCCAAGAGAAGACCCCAGAACAUGCAGG